AUGACCAAGCAUGACAAGAAGCCCAACACAAUGGGCAACGCAGCUAUCAACGGAUUAGAAGCCCUCCGCAACAGAAGGGAUGCCUGCCUUAAGGCCAAAAAUCCCGAUUCUGCGGAAAUCAAAGAGGUCACAAAGAUGAUCAGGAAUUUGGAAAAAAAGGCCUCCAAAAACGCUGAACCAAAGCGUAGCACCAAGGAAGCUAUGAGACUGGCCACGAAAGGGGCCGACACGGCUAGCAAAGCCGAGGCCAAAGAGGCCAAAAAGGCCAAAAAGGCCUACAAGGCCAAAGCUGCCAAAUAA
Messenger RNA from Metarhizium robertsii ARSEF 23, 300 nucleotides. RefSeq names its product lipase 3 precursor. The transcript is spliced from 2 exons. Bases 1 to 300 code for a protein of 99 amino acids. The record is from RefSeq and is a predicted model, not a curated record. Lineage: Eukaryota; Fungi; Ascomycota; Sordariomycetes; Hypocreales; Clavicipitaceae.